Messenger RNA from Neltuma alba, 1176 nucleotides. RefSeq names its product MAR-binding filament-like protein 1. The transcript has 4 exons. The record is from RefSeq and is a predicted model, not a curated record. The coding region runs from base 1 to 1176 and encodes 391 amino acids. NCBI's taxonomy places the organism in Eukaryota, Viridiplantae, Streptophyta, Magnoliopsida, Fabales, Fabaceae.
AUGGCAACCUCGUGCUUCUUGCGUUUUCAACUCUCCCACUACUUCUUCUCCUUACCUUCUUCUUCUUCUUCUUCUUGUCGAUCUCGUUCUUGCACAAGCCAUGCUCAGACUGAGAGCCAGUUCAGAGGAAUCAGACUUCCCGGGGCAGCAUGUUCCCGCCAAGAAACCUCAAGCCAGAGCUUUCUUCCCCCUCUGGGAUUGCGACCCAAUGCUCUUGUACCCAUGAAAGAAAGCCAGGUGAAGACAGCAGUGCGCAACCAAAACAAUGAGAUAGCAACUGAUCAAGUGGGCAGACCAUCAUAUACCUUUCAGUCUUCCCUAAGUGCUAGAUUUGGAUUAAUUUCCUUAAUGCUAGGCCUAAUUCUUGGUUAUGCAGUUAAUCAGAAAGAAAGGACCGCCGCCUAUGCAGUUAUAGAAACAAUGAGAAGGGAACUAAAGGAACUGGAAGAUCAAAUUUCUCUCCUGCAAAGCACCCAUGGAGAACAGAAUGCCUUGAUGAGCAUGGAAUCUGGUAUCUUUAAGCUUUCAGAUAAACUCUCAAAAGUUUCAAAGUUGCUGAAAAGCAGGCUUGACGAUGAUGAACAACUAGAAACCAGAGAGCUCAGGACUGCAAAGGAAGAAGAUCUGCAGAAAUCAGAGGCCAAGCUCCAAAGUGUGUCCGAUGAACUGAGAGAUGCUCUGAAGAACAAAGUUAUCAUGCAGAGAAAAUUAGGUCUUGCCCAGAAAGAGUUGGAUACUGCCGUUAAAGAUUUGAAUGCGGAGAAAAAGUUAGUUGCUUCUUUGAAGGAUCAUGUCCAACUACUGGAGAAUCAAGCGGUAAAAGAAAGAGAGCUUAGAAAAUCUCUUGAAUUGAAGCUGGAGGAGGCUACCGAAUUAGUACGUUUAAUGAAGGUGAAAGCAAAUUUCCUUUUUAAUCAACUAAAGGGUUUCAACUCUCGUAUUCUCAGCCUUGCAGGUGAAAAAGAGGGUCUUCAUAAGCUUCUUGCUGAUGAAAGAAGAACAUUAACACAGACCCAGAAAAAUCUUGAAGAUGCACAGAAUCAGAUCAUGAAGCUUGGGCAGGAGAGAGAGGAUUUAGAGAGCAAGGCAAAUAAACUUGGGAAGGAACUAGAUUCUGCCAAGGGUGCGAUAUUGAGCUUGAAGAGUCAGAAAGUUGUUGGAAAUGUUGAAGAGUAA